This is a messenger RNA of Setaria italica (foxtail millet), 910 nucleotides long. Its product is annotated as glycine-rich protein 23-like. The record is from RefSeq and is a predicted model, not a curated record. Bases 109 to 594 code for a protein of 161 amino acids. NCBI's taxonomy places the organism in Eukaryota, Viridiplantae, Streptophyta, Magnoliopsida, Poales, Poaceae. The transcript has a single exon.
AACGCGCACGCCUUGAUCCCUCUCCACUUCACAACACCACCGCUCCACUGUCCCCACAAGAACGCAGCUGAACACGAGCCCACAGGGACAGAGAUCGAUCGGUGAGACAUGGCCACCAAGCGCUCCUUCGCCUUCGCAGUGCUCUGCGUCGCGCUGGCGCUGCACGCCGCGGCGGCGGCCAGGACCGCACCGGCGGGCGGCUCCGGCGGCGCGCCCAUCGCCACCGCCACCGCCUCGCUCCCGGCCGCCACGGCCAAGAACGGCGGUGCCACUACUGGCGCCGGCGUUACGGACAAGAAGAACCUCUUCGUGGGCGUGGGCGGCAUGGGCGACCUCCCGGGCUUCCCGGCCGUCGGCGCCGGGUACGGCGCCGGCUUCGGCAACAACGGCGGGGGUGUCUUCAGCGGCGUCACGGGCCCGCUCGGCGGCGUCGGUGGCGGCGUCGGAGGCGUCGGCCCGCUCGGCGGAGUCGGUGGCUUCGGCCCCCUCGGCGGCGGCGGCGGCGGCGGCGGUGGCAUCCCGUUCGGCGGCUUCGGCGGCGGCGGCGCCCCGUUCGGCGGCUACGGCGGGGGUGCUGGCGGCGUCACGCCUUGAGGAGCUGCAGGAGCCAUGGCGACGUCGGCUCGUGCAGGGUGCAUGGCGUUCGCGUGCAUGUGUUUGUGGUUCGCGAGUGGGGCAUGAUGUAACGUGUCCCAAGUUCCUUUCGGUGUUGUAGCUGUGUGUGAAGCAUGUCCGUGUGCGCGUGUGGCUGCAGGGCAGAGAGGUCGGAGUCUGUAAAAGUUUGGGCUUGGUGUUUGUUGAGUUGGGAGGCUCGAGUAGGUGUCCUUUGUGUGUGGUUCGGAUCCAGUGACGUGUACUCGUGUACCAGUUCCUUGCUAGCUAGUUCAAUGCUAUGCGCGUUCGUGCUCAA